AUGGCUUCCAUCAACGUCUCAUGCCCUUCUACAACUCCCCUUUCACGACCUCAGGCAUGCAAAAAUUUUAAAUUGUUCAAUGGGUUGCAUACUCUGAAUCUUUCUCUGUCUAAUGGGAACACGUCUAGUAUAGCCUCGAUCCAGAUGGGUAGUAAAUUUUCAUUCAGUAAUAAGGGGGUUUCUCGAAUUAGAGCUACAAUGGUGUCUGAAGAUGGUGACCUUGUUUAUACUAACGGCAAUGGUGCAGUGACAAAUAGUACUCUCAUUGAUGAUCAGUCAGUUGGGAUUGAGAUACAGCCGGAUGCAGUAGCAUUUGGAACACUUUCAGCAGAUACUGUUCCAACAACUAGUGGUUUUCCAGUUGAUAAUGAUGAAUUUGAUUUGGAUUGCCCCACAAAAGGAUUUGCUUCCAUCCCAGAGGCCAUUGAAGAUAUUCGCCAAGGAAAGAUGGUAGUGGUUGUAGACGACGAGGACAGAGAAAAUGAAGGAGAUCUGAUCAUGGCAGCGCAACUAGCAACACCUGAAGCUAUGGCUUUUAUCGUGAAGCAUAGCACUGGAAUAGUGUGCGUGAGCAUGGAUGGAAAAGAUCUGGAGAGGUUGCAAUUACCUCUAAUGGUAACACAAAAGGAUAAUGAUGAGAAGCUUCGAACAGCGUUCACUGUGACAGUGGAUGCAAAAAAUGGUACAACCACAGGGGUAUCUGCAAGUGAUAGGGCAACAACAGUUUUAGCUCUUGCUUCUAGAGAUUCAAAACCUGAUGAUUUCAACCGCCCAGGUCAUAUAUUUCCACUGAAGUACAGAGAGGGUGGUGUUUUGAAAAGAGCUGGACACACUGAAGCAUCUGUUGAUCUUACCGUGCUAGCUGGAUUGGAUCCCGUUGCUGUUUUGUGUGAGGUUGUUGAUGAUGAUGGUUCAAUGGCUAGAUUACCAAAGCUUCGCCAAUUUGCACAGCGGGAGAAUUUGAAAAUUGUAUCCAUUGCUGAUUUAAUAAGGUAUAGGCGGAAGAGAGACAAAUUAGUUGAUCGUUCUGGUGCUGCAAGGAUACCUACAAUGUGGGGACCAUUCACAGCCCACUGUUAUAGAUCCAUCUUAGAUGGGAUUGAACAUAUUGCAAUGGUUAAGGGUGACAUUGGGGGCGGACAAGAUGUUCUAGUGAGAGUACAUUCAGAAUGCCUCACAGGAGAUAUAUUUGGAUCGGCCCGAUGUGACUGUGGGAAACAGCUCGCACUUGCAAUGCGGCAGAUUGAGGCUAACGGCAGGGGUGUCCUGGUGUAUCUACGUGGUCAUGAAGGAAGGGGCAUCGGUUUGGGUCACAAGCUUCGUGCUUAUAACCUACAGGAUGCUGGACGUGAUACAGUUGAAGCCAAUGAGGAUUUGGGGUUGCCUGUUGACUCACGAGAAUAUGGCAUUGGUGCCCAGAUACUAAGGGACCUUGGUGUUCGAACAAUGAAGCUGAUGACAAACAACCCUUCCAAGUAUGUUGGGCUAAGGGGUUAUGGUUUAACAGUUUCGGGCAGAAUACCAUUAGUAACUCCCAUUACUAAGGAGAACAAGAGGUAUUUAGAGACUAAACGUGCUAAAAUGGGUCACAUCUAUGGGUCGGAAUUUAGUGGCCCCUUGAGUAGUCUUAUUAUUGGCAAUGGGAAACAGAAUGUUGAUUCCACAACUGAUGUCAUUUCAAGCUCAUAA
Molecule: messenger RNA, 1689 nt
Organism: Prunus armeniaca (apricot)
Lineage: Eukaryota; Viridiplantae; Streptophyta; Magnoliopsida; Rosales; Rosaceae
Source: the annotation of a GenBank genome assembly